Molecule: messenger RNA, 1113 nt
Organism: Ostreococcus tauri
Lineage: Eukaryota; Viridiplantae; Chlorophyta; Mamiellophyceae; Mamiellales; Bathycoccaceae
Product: NAD-dependent epimerase/dehydratase
Exons: 1
Coding region: 1-1113 (370 amino acids)
Biological process (GO): nucleotide-sugar metabolic process
Molecular function (GO): dTDP-glucose 4,6-dehydratase activity
Source: RefSeq, a predicted model, not a curated record
AUGGCGCGCGAGGGCGAGCGAUACGUCCCCCGACGCGUCCUCGUCACCGGUGGCGCCGGCUUCAUCGCCUCCCACGUCGUCGAUCGCCUCCUGGAGCGACGCGAGACGCGAGAGGUGACGAUUCUCGACGCGUUCGAGCGCAGCGCGUGCGCGCGAAAUGUCACGGACGACGCGCGAUGUUCGGUCGUCGCGGGCGACGUGCGCGACGGCGCGCUCGUGCGUGAGAUUCUUCGCGUGAAAGCGAUCGAUACCGUCCUGCACUUUGCGGCGGAGACGCACGUGGACGCGUCGUUCGGGAAUUCAUUGGCGUUCACGGAGACGAACGUCAUCGGCACGCACGUCGCGCUCGAGGCGGCGCGGCGGUGCGGGACGAUUGAACGGUUCGUGCACGUGAGCACGGAUGAGGUGUACGGAGAGACGUUGGUCGAUGGAGGGUCGGAGGGGACGUCGGUGUUGGCGCCGACGAAUCCGUAUUCGGCGUCGAAAGCGGCGGCGGAGAUGCUCGUCGUGGCGUACGGGACGUCGUACAAUUUGCCGUACGUCAUCACGAGAGGGAACAACGUGUACGGGCCGAGGCAGUAUCCGGAAAAGGUGAUUCCGAAGUUUAUUCAUUUGCUUCGAAGGGGGGCGCGGGUGCCGAUUCACGGCGAUGGGUUAGCGUUGCGGGGGUACAUGCACGUGCGAGACGCCGCGGCGGCGUUCGACGUCGUCUUGCGGGCGGGUGAAAAUAAAAGCAUUUACAACAUCGGCGCGCGAGAGGAGCGCACGGUGGUGAGCGUCGCUCGGGAUUUGUGUGCGAUAUUCAAUAGAAACCCCGAGGAGUUUUUAGAGUACGUCGAGGACAGGGCGUUCAACGACAGGCGGUACUUUGUCGACUCGAGCAAACUCGAGGAGCUCGGAUGGCGACAAGAAAUCGAGUGGGACGUCGGGUUGCGAGAGACCGUGGAUUGGUAUCAUCGCGCCAUCGACGAGCGGUAUUGGGGCGACGUCGAGCCGGCUUUACAGGCGCACCCGACGCAUCCGCCCACGCAUUCACCGCCGACCCGUCGGUCGCUCGACGCCGCCGCCGCCGCCGCCGCCGACGCCGACGCCGCCGCCGACGCCGCCGUGUAA